Messenger RNA from Cetraspora pellucida, 600 nucleotides. The record is from the annotation of a GenBank genome assembly. Lineage: Eukaryota; Fungi; Glomeromycota; Glomeromycetes; Diversisporales; Gigasporaceae.
AUGAAUUCUCGAUUCGCCUUUCUCUUCUUAAUCGUUUUGGCAUUAACUGUUACUUCUUCAAACGCCCAAAACUUUUGUGAUACUAGUCGCUUUGGUGCGACAAAUGGUACACAAGCUAAGAAUGGCUCAUGCUCUAGUACUGUUCAGGGUGAAAUUCCAGAUGUCGACCAUAUGAUUUCCUCAUUAAUAAUCUUUCCUCCAAACGAAGCUUCUCUCUUUGCAAACCAAAAUUUCACCGUAUCUGUUCAUGUUAUCGGUCUUGAUACUGGAUUCUUUGAUAAUCCUGCAACUAACUAUUACCUGGCUCCUCAAAAAGUAAAUAACAACACUGGUAAUAUCCAAGGCCAUUCUCACAUCACCAUUCAGCAAUUGAAUCAUGAUAAUCUCGUAGCUCCAGAUCCAAAAAUAUUUGCUUCCUUUAAAGCUUUGAACAAUGUUUCUAUAAACAAUAUCCUUUCUCAAGAUGUUGGUCCAUUACCGGUUGGUUAUUAUAGAAUAUGUACAAUGGUUUCUUCAUCUGGCCAUCAACCUACUCUUAUGCCUGUUGCUCAACGCGGAAGUCAAGAUGAUUGUGUCAGGAUCAGCAUGAUAGCAUCUUAA